Molecule: messenger RNA, 339 nt
Organism: Ceratitis capitata (Mediterranean fruit fly)
Lineage: Eukaryota; Metazoa; Arthropoda; Insecta; Diptera; Tephritidae
Product: flexible cuticle protein 12-like
Exons: 2
Coding region: 1-339 (112 amino acids)
Cellular component (GO): chitin-based extracellular matrix
Molecular function (GO): structural constituent of chitin-based larval cuticle
Source: RefSeq, a predicted model, not a curated record
AUGAAAAUUUCAUUGCUCACACUGUCAAUCUGUGGAUUACUAACCUACGGUUUUGCAGCGCCACUUGACGACUCGGCCAAUGCCCGGAUAUUAAAAUAUGAUUUCAAAAAUACUGGAAUUGAUGGCUACGAUUUUAGCUUCGAAACCAGUGACGGCAUCGAACGCAAGGAAAGUGCAGAACUCAAGGAUAUUGGCACCGACACAAAAGCGCUCACAGUUGAUGGCUUUUCCACUUGGAUAGCACCGGAUGGUGUGAAAUACACUGUAAAUUAUAUAGCUAAUGAGAAGGGUUACCAACCGUGGGGCGCUCAUUUGCCAAAUCAUGAAAGACCGACUUAA